Messenger RNA from Aspergillus welwitschiae, 1055 nucleotides. RefSeq lists its product as uncharacterized. The coding region runs from base 68 to 412 and encodes 114 amino acids. The record is from RefSeq and is a predicted model, not a curated record. The transcript has a single exon. Lineage: Eukaryota; Fungi; Ascomycota; Eurotiomycetes; Eurotiales; Aspergillaceae.
CAGUGCUGGAUGGUUCCAGCAUCUCGUCCCUCUAUCUUUCGUCAACACCAGUCAUGACUAUUGCCAAAUGCACAGUAUUCUGCUCAGGUUGGGUUUCCAUGCCUGCAGUGAAAGCAAAGCCAUCCCACGCAUCUCAACGCAACCUAUGCGUGUUUCAGGUAGUACCGGCCGCAGAAGGCUCGUGGAAAAGCUAAGCCAUGCCAAUGGGCUGGCAACAAAUCAGAGCGGUGGUGUUCGACAUCGACGCAACCGCACCUCACGACUCGUAUCUUCCAUAUUACCCGAUGGCCACCUGUUCCGCGCAAGCUUUCUCUGUCUCUCUUACACAUCAAUUCUCUGCACGGCUUAUCUUCUCUUGUUCUUGUCACACCAGGGCUUGAAUAGGAGAAGACAUGGACAGCCGGAUUCUUAGCAUGCCAAAUGGCCCUUAAAUGUAUGAAGUAGGUCAAUUAUUCUUCGGAUUUAAGAGUAACUGACGGAGUUUACGGCGGAAGGGGAGAACCACCGGGUAUAUUACAGGCCAGUGGAUCCGGCCUCAAAUGUCUCCCCCUCCUCUCUUCUGGUGUUAGAUUGCAUUGCACGGUGUAGGCUGGUAUAUUUGUGGAGGAACCUUAAUAUAUGGAAACUGUGACGUAGUAUAAAGAGCUGAGCCAGCUAUAGGGGGCCACUUGAACUCGCUAGGAUCAAGAUGAGAGAAAGGAGUAGAGUAGUAGUAGUGAGGGGGAACACAGACGGGGGGGCUGGUUCAUCGGAUGUCUCUUUUGGGAAGAUGUGUGGGAUGAGUUAAAAAAUCUUGAAAACCACUGUAAAAUACUGGUGGGUGUUUCUUGGGUAAAGAAACCCAGGACUGAGGUUUACCAGCGUGGAGUGAGAUCGAGAAGACGGCCGGCUGUUUCUUUGCAAUCACCACCAGUUUUGCGGGGGAAGAGAACCAGAACAUCUAGACUCGGAUAACUCUGGGAAUCUGCUCCCGUCCAAAUGAUGGCUCAAAGUCUCUCUCUUCCCCCGGUCUGUGACAGUAGCACCCGUCAAAGCCAUCUUUCCCCUCCUCGAAG